Molecule: messenger RNA, 1252 nt
Organism: Lutzomyia longipalpis
Lineage: Eukaryota; Metazoa; Arthropoda; Insecta; Diptera; Psychodidae
Product: deoxynucleoside kinase
Exons: 3
Coding region: 209-976 (255 amino acids)
Biological process (GO): nucleobase-containing compound metabolic process
Cellular component (GO): cytoplasm; mitochondrion
Molecular function (GO): deoxynucleoside kinase activity; ATP binding
Source: RefSeq, a predicted model, not a curated record
UGUUGCAAGCGAAAAAUUUGGAAAACAUAACCUCAAAUUAGCUGAAGUAAACAAAAUUUUUCCUCCAAUGUUUUCUUGUUUUUCUUUGAAUUCCACCACAUGACAAAACUCGGCAGUUUUUCCAGGAAGAACUUGUUUAUCUAAUGGUGCUUUAUGUGUGGUGUACAAGUGUUUAGAGAAGAAAUCUCAUUGCGAUAAUUGCAUCCAAAUGCGAGGAACAUUCUGUAGAUUUAUCUCAAGGAUGGCCAGCAGUGGAGCUAAAUUUUGCAGCGAAGGACAACCCUUUACGGUUUUCAUUGAAGGGAACAUCGGGAGUGGGAAGACGACCUUCCUGAAUCACUUCCAGAAGUACCAGGACCUCGUGUGUCUCCUCACUGAGCCUGUGGAGCAGUGGAGGAACUGCGGUGGGGUCAAUCUUCUCGAUCUCAUGUACAAAGAGCCCUACAGAUGGGCUAUGCCCUUUCAGACCUACGUGACAAUCACGAUGCUGAAUAUGCACGUGCAACCAACGACGAAGCCCGUGAAGCUGAUGGAACGAUCAAUGUACAGCGCCCGGUAUUGCUUUGUGGAGAACAUGAUGCAGUCCGGGAUGCUCCACGAGGGGAUGUACAACAUCCUCCAGGAGUGGUAUGCAAGCAUUGAGCGCAUGAUUAACGUCCAGGCGGAUCGUAUUAUCUACCUCCGGACAGAUCCGGAAGUUGCCUAUGAACGUGUCCGGGCACGUGCACGUUCCGAAGAGAGCUGCGUCCCUCUCGAAUAUUUGCGCCAAAUUCAUGAGCGCUACGAGAAUUGGCUAAUCCACGGGCAGCAUCCCUGCCCGGCUCCCGUGACGGUACUCAAUGCAAAUCUCGAUCUCAGCAACAUCGGGACAGAGUACGUGCGGAGUGAGAGCAGCAUCCUCGAGCCCAUCAUUCAGAACACAGUCCGGCAGCCAAUUCUCGCAUCGCCCAGCAAGCAGUCAAAGGAGGCCUUCUAGCAGUGGCCCCCCUCCAAAACAGCCUAGCCCUCCCGCGUAAUUUAUUCCCCCCGCUAGAGCUAAUGGUGUUUGUUUUUUAUUUUAAAUUUUUUUGAGUGUGAGCAUUUCCCGGAGAUGGAACUGGAUGAAGAAGAGAGGACCAAAGAAAGAAGUCCCGAUGCACGCGUGGAAUUCCAAAGGCAAUUUAGAGGAAAUUAUUAAUUAUAUUGUAAAGUAGCAAUUUGUAUUACUUUUUUUUCAAUUGGAUACAAUAAACGGAGUUUAUUCCACCCACAA